AUGAAUAUUUCUCGAAUAGCUCUUUCUCCAAAUGCAAACAUCUUGAUCUCAGUCGACGAGGAUGGAAAAUGUUUAUUGAUCAAUUUUCCCCGACGUGUCGUAUUGAGUGAAUUCAAUUUCAAAUCUAAAGUUAAUGAUUUGCAAUUUAGCCCUGAUGGGAAAUUCUUUGCGGUGACACAUGGAAAACAAGUGCAUGUUUGGCGUUCCCCUGGAUUCAAUCGUGAAUUCGCGCCAUUUGUUUUGCAUCGUAAAUAUACUGGGCAUUAUGAUGACGUUACUUCUAUUACAUGGUCUCCUGAUGGCCAAUAUUUUUUGACAACUUCAAAAGAUAUGACCGUAAAAAUUUUUUCACUUAAUCACAUUGAAGGAUUCAUACCAAUAACAUUAAGCGGUCAUCGUGAUACGGUAAUCGGUGCCUAUUAUUCAAAAGACGGGAAAUAUCUUUACACUGUGAGUAAAGAUGGCUCAUUGUUUAUUCGAGAAUUUAAAACUGACUAUAAAAAUGAUGACGAUGAUAUGGAUAUUGAUAAAGAACAAGACGAUGAUUCAAUAAAAAAACCGAAAAUGAAACGCUGGCUUAUUAUUCAAAGGCAUUACUUUAAUCAGGAUGGUGCAAAAGUCGAGUGCAGUUUUUACCAUUUAGAGUCGAAACUUUUGGUGGUUGGAUUUUCAUCUGGAACUUUUGGUAUUUGGGAGAUGCCAGAAUUUAAUAAUAUACAUACAUUAAGUAUUUCACAGAAAAAGAUCAAUUCCGUGGCAAUAAACGCAACUGGCGAAUGGCUUGCAUUUGGUUCUUCGAAACUUGGCCAGUUACUAGUAUGGGAAUGGCAGUCAGAAUCAUAUGUGCUUAAACAACAGGGACACUAUUAUGACAUGAAUACCAUUUCGUAUUCAUCUGAUGGACAAUAUAUAGCUACAGGGGGCGAUGAUUCAAAGGUGAAAGUAUGGAACACGACUACUGGAUUUUGCUUUGUAACAUUUUCUGAGCAUAGCUCAGGCAUAUCAGUAGUAGAAUUUGCAAAACAAGGCCAAGUAUUAUUCUCGGCUUCAUUAGACGGAACAGUGCGCGCAUUCGAUUUAAUACGAUACAGAAAUUUUCGUACUUUUACUUCACCCACACCCGUACAAUUCACAGCACUAGCUGUUGAUCCCAGUGGAGAAAUAGUAUGUGCCGGGUCAAUGGAUACAUUUGAAAUUUUCGUGUGGUCAGUGCAAACAGGGAAAUUAUUGGAUAUUUUAUCGGGUCACGAAGGUUCGAUUUCUAGUCUGGCGUUUAGUCCAACUGGGAUGUUGUUGGCCUCAGGAUCAUGGGAUUGUACAGCGCGUACUUGGGAUGUGUUUGGUCGUGGAAGUCAUGUUGAAGUGUUCCGCCAUAGUCAUGAUGUAUUGACGAUCGCUUUCCGACCUGAUGGUAAAGAAUUGGCUGUUACCACUUUGGACGGAUUAAUUUCGUUUUGGGACGUUGAACAUGGCACUCAGUUACACGAGAUUGAGGGUCGUAAAGAUAUUUCGGGUGGUAGAAAAGAAACUGAUCGUCAAACAGCUGCAAAUUCAUCAUCCGGAAAAUCAUUUAAUAGUAUAUGUUAUACCGCGGACGGGUCAAGUGUCAUAGCAGGAGGAAAUAGCAAAUAUGUUUGCAUAUACGAUGUAAAGACUUCGAUACUUCUAAAGAAAUUUGAAAUUUCACAUAAUUUGUCGUUAGACGGUGUACGUGAGUUUCUCAAUAGUAAACGAAUGACCGAAGCUGGACCGAUUGGACUAAUUGACGAUACGGGGGAUCUUAGCGAUUUAGAGGAUCGAAUGGACAAUAGCUUACCUGGGACACAAAAAGGGGACUUAUCAGUACGAAAAACCAGACCUGUAAUCCGAACUAAAGCUGUGAAGUUUUCCCCAACUGGACGAUCAUGGGCUGCUGCCUCUACUGAAGGCUUAAUAAUUUAUUCGCUGGAUGAAACAUUAUUAUUUGACCCGUUUGAACUAGAAAUCGAUAUUACACCAGUUUCCGUACUUGAAAUGUCUCACCAAAAAGAACACCUGAAAGCUUUAGUUAUGGCUUUUCGAUUAAAUGAAGCUUAUAUAAUAAGUCAAGUCUAUGAAGUUGUACCACCAUCCGAGAUCGGAUUGAUCGUAAAAGAAUUGCCGGAUCGAUAUAUUGAACGACUAUUUAAAUUUAUUGUUACUCAAAUGGAGCAACAGUCACCACAUAUAGAGUUCCAUAUGUUGUGGAUCAUGCGGUUGUUCAUGGCUCAUGCAAAAUGGAUUAGACAGGGAAGUCACGGCCAACUUGCUGCUGUAUUGAGAGGAUUACAGAAAGUUGUUGCUCAAGCUAAAGAAGAUUUGGGAAAAGU
This is a messenger RNA of Ambispora leptoticha, 2348 nucleotides long. NCBI's taxonomy places the organism in Eukaryota, Fungi, Glomeromycota, Glomeromycetes, Archaeosporales, Ambisporaceae. The record is from the annotation of a GenBank genome assembly.